This is a messenger RNA of Diprion similis, 2415 nucleotides long. RefSeq lists its product as uncharacterized. Bases 207 to 881 code for a protein of 224 amino acids. Gene Ontology annotation, cellular component: septate junction; membrane. Gene Ontology annotation, biological process: regulation of tube size, open tracheal system; septate junction assembly. Lineage: Eukaryota; Metazoa; Arthropoda; Insecta; Hymenoptera; Diprionidae. The transcript is spliced from 2 exons. The record is from RefSeq and is a predicted model, not a curated record.
GUCACACACAUGCAAGCAAUCCACUCGCACGGUGUUAUUUAAAUAUCAAGUAUGGCCGCUGACAACGUAAACUGAAUGCAUCCAGGGCGUGGUUCAGUUGUUCGAAGUCGGGACUGAGUGUUUGGUGUAAUUGAAAACCCCUGUAUCGAGAACUGUGUGACUUUUAUUUAGUAUUUUAUAAAUAAUCAAGUAAACACAGGAACACGAUGAGCAACACGUCAAAGAAGAGAAGUUUGUCCGGCAAUGUGGGAGUGGUUGUAUUUUUGAUAGGGUUAGUGUGCAUCUGCGUGAGUUUUGGCACCCCAGCGUGGCUUGUAAGUGAUUAUCGGAUACCUGGAGCACAAUUGGAUAAACUAGGCCUAUGGACCCACUGUUUCCGAUCUCUGGCUAAUCCAAUAGAGGCUAACCCUCGACGCUAUUUUGUCGGAUGCAGAUGGGUCUACGAUCCAUUCACAGCGGGCUACUCGGAUAUUCGAGGAUUCCUUUUGCCUCCUUUUAUGAUAGCAACGCAGACCUUCUUUACUCUGGCUUUCUUACUGUCAGUCGUGUCAUUUGGAUUGAUACUGCUGUUUGCUCUAUGCAGUGACCCUGAGCAACGACAUUAUAUUCUGCUGAUACAAGUAAUUAGCUACCUACUGCUGAUCGCUGGAAUUAGUGGGUGUUUAGCUGUUAUUAUAUUUGCAUGCCUUGGCAACACUGACCAUUGGAUGCCUGGGCAUGUGAACAACUUUUUCGGCUGGUCAUUCGGAUUAGGUGUUGUUGGCAGUGUCGUUUUGCUAAUAGCUAGUACUCUAUUCUUUGUCGAAACCAAUAUUCAAAACAAGAAACGCGAGUAUCUUAAAGAAUCCCAAACACGCUUUCAGUUGGAAUCUCAGGCUUAAGCUUUGAUUGUUUAUAUUCAUAAAUAAUUGUAAAAAGGACAAGCAACUUCGCGGCAGCUUUCAGUUUGAGAUGGUUUAACCCAGGGUAGACAUUUUUUUCUUAGUAUAGUAUUUAUAGAUAAUGUUUAUGAGAUUUUAUCUCGCUAAUACCUCAUGGACUAUUUAGCAUCAGUCGACUAUUUUUAGAUGCAAGAAUAGCUGGAAACAUACAAUGUUACGCAGAAGCUAAACCAAUUGCAUUUUGUUGGUUGUCGAUGUUAUCUUUAAAAAUUCACUGUAACAUUGAAAAUUAUUUUUAUUUCUUUCGACGAAGGCAGAGCACUAAGAUUCCAGUCAAUCUGUAGUGUGAAUUUCUUACAACUUCUUUUAUCAAUAGUCACAUGUAAGGUAAUUUUGGAACAACAAAUUUUGACAGGAUAGUUUUGAAAACGAACUUGAAAUAAACUUGCAGUGCAUUACCUUUGUCUUAUUUCAAGAAACAGUUGAUAGUGCUGUGAUAAAUUUUUAAAGGUAAUGUUGACAAAAAAAUAAAAUGGUUCACUUUUGCCUUGUGGUAAGCUUAGAUUGUUCAAAUUUGAGUAGUGCGCUUAAAAAAAACUAUGUGAAAGAGAUUGAGAUGACAUGAGACAAAGAUUCAAAAUAGUUGCAAUUCAAUUUUUGGAUUGACAGAUGGGAAUUGCAUAUAAAAAAUCAUUGUGAAAGUUUGAAGGCCAUGAACCAUGAGGAUUUUUCACUUGAAGUAUAUCAGAUUAUACGGUAAUGUAUUAUCCAGUAUAUAAGUAUACUAUACAUUUAGCUCAUAUUAUUAAGUUUUCGUACUGUUCAGGAAAGUUAUGAAAGUGAGCCAAUUCUAAUAUAAUUGAAGAUCACAUCUUUUGAGUCUGAAAUUUUUUUCUGUAGUGUUAACGCACCAUGAUCAAAGAUCAUUCCGUCUUAAAUAUCAUCCGUCCGUAUGUUAAUUAUUUGUUUAUUGUCUGUAUCUAUAAGAUCCGUCCGUAGUUUCGUAAGUAUAGAAUUAAGCAGUGAAAAGUAUUAGCAUUUUGUAUAUGAUAUACACCUGUUCUGCAUUAUCAAAUAACUCUAAUCUUAGUACAGCUAUUGUGCAGGUGAUAAUCUUAUAGAGAACUUAGUCUUUCCAUAAUGAAGUACCAUAGAAGGGCUAUGGCUAUAUAAAACGAUCUUUCUUUAUUCCAAUCUGUGUAACGAAGUGUAGUUUGCACUCGCGGUGAGUUAAAAAAAAAUAUGUUAUAUGCAGCUAUGAAGUUGAGCUUUAAUUAAUGAAGUAAUUCAGAUCAAAAACUACAAUGAAACUCCAUUUCAGUUGAACACAUAAAUCUUUCAUCUUUCUAACUCAUCAACAACUUAUUUUUGGGUUUGUGAAGGAAAUGUUACAAUUUAUGUCUAUAGGAUCAUCACCUUAGAAAUCACUAGCACUCUCUGUCCGAAUGUAAUGCAUAAAAUUAAUUUUAUACAUGUUUGCAUUCAUGUAUACCAUGUUAUUUUUUACGAAUAAAGACAUGUAUUUACUUCUUUA